AUGGCCGUACUACGCGCAUGCUCGCCCAUCGCAACGGCCUUACUAGCUCUCCUCCUCUUGCCGAGACCCGUCACAGCAGUGCCGCACAACCACGGGCACAAACACGUUCACCGACAUGUCUCAUCAGCCAACGACCUCAUCACGCUCGGUCCUGAGUCGCUGGCACGCCGAGAUACACCCUUGAACACUGGAGACCUUCCACGCCUCAGCGAUGCAGAUCUCGUUAAGAUAGCACACAAAUGCACCACCGGGCCAGCCGAACUUCCACUCAACCUCGGCGUACCCAAUCCCGUCGAUAUCACUACGAUAGAACAACUCGAUGUCUUCCCCCGUCCGGAAAGCGUAGCUGGUACUGUGACUAUGCACAACUACUGUGGCUACGACCUCUGGUGGUUUCAUUACAAUGAUAAUGGAGAGAUUGAACACGGUCAUCUACCCGCGGGAGGUACAGUCGCCAAACCGGCCGUGGGUUCAGUCAUGAAGGUCACCAAGACGAAUGCGUUGGGUCGCGAGUUGCUUGUCGAAUACAAUCAUGACAAGAAAGAUCCCUCGAUUCUGUGGUAUAAUCUCAGUCUGAUCGUUUGUAUCGGUAAGGAGGACAGUAAGAUCACCACCGAUACCACGCAGUGCGCAGGUCAUGAAGCCGGAAUACAGCUGGGUCAACCCGAGUUUGCGUUCCAGUGCGAGGCCGGGAAAUGGUGUGACGACCAGGCGUAUUUCUAUGGAUUUGAUCAGGGUGUGACUGCAGAGUUCUGUGUCGAUUUGAAGGGCUAA
Alternaria viburni is the source of this 774-nucleotide messenger RNA. RefSeq lists its product as uncharacterized. The transcript has 2 exons. Lineage: Eukaryota; Fungi; Ascomycota; Dothideomycetes; Pleosporales; Pleosporaceae. The coding region runs from base 1 to 774 and encodes 257 amino acids. The record is from RefSeq and is a predicted model, not a curated record.